Mytilinidion resinicola is the source of this 788-nucleotide messenger RNA. RefSeq lists its product as uncharacterized. The transcript has 2 exons. The record is from RefSeq and is a predicted model, not a curated record. Lineage: Eukaryota; Fungi; Ascomycota; Dothideomycetes; Mytilinidiales; Mytilinidiaceae. The coding region runs from base 297 to 647 and encodes 116 amino acids.
GGGACAUUUUGGAGUCCUACCAUAGCUGCCGGUGCUUCCACAUACCGUUACGAUAACUUUCAUGCUCAGGAUUCAAGAGGAAGUGAUCAUGGACCAGAAGACAUUGAUCGAGACCGCAGCAGGACUUUCUAUCAAUGAAGAGCUCGUUAGGCUUCUCGAGCAGCAACGACAUGAUUUGGCGGCCAUUCUUGAGGAAAUAGAAGCUGCUAACAAGGAAAGUAAGUAUAGCAUUGGGUUCAAAUUCAGAGACAGAUUGGCUGACGUCGCCCAAAGAUAACAGAAAGGUCUUGCAUUCCAUGGAAGCGUUGCGUAGAGACAUGAAGAGACAGGUGGAGCAAACCGUCGAAGACCAGCGCCGCUUGUCUAGGGGCCUGAAGGCUCAAAAUGAGCAUUUGGUUGCCCAAAAUCGAUCCCUCGAACGUCAGGUAAAAGAAAUGUCACUGCAAGCGGAGCCUUACGAAGGGGUGUAUUCCUUAGCUCAGCGCAGGAUUGUACUGCCACGCAAGAGCACCGCGAACUCGAGAUUGAACGACGUGGAAGAUGGGAAGCAGGAGAAAGGCAGAUUUUCGCGGAACGAGUGGCCUAUGAUAGUGGAUCUUUUGUCGGUCUGCCGUGUAGAUACCCGAGAGGUAGGGUGCUUUCGAUAGGCCGAAGGGCUGAUGGUUGGGAAGGCCCAGAAUGGGAAGAUUGCGAGGCAUAUCGAAUUUCCGUGCACUACUCGAGACACUCAUAGUAUUUAUGAAACUUUGUUAUAAACUAAUUGGAAUGAUUGAAGCAUGAUAGAAACC